Molecule: messenger RNA, 318 nt
Organism: Miscanthus lutarioriparius
Lineage: Eukaryota; Viridiplantae; Streptophyta; Magnoliopsida; Poales; Poaceae
Source: the annotation of a GenBank genome assembly
AUGGCGGCAGUGUGGAAGAAACCGGUGAACGGGAGCCCCAUGUCCGCCGCCACAGCACCCUCGUCGCGGCAAGCUUUGUUGGCCAGCGACCAGGGGUGGACCCCGAGAGGCUACGUCCCCAUGGUGCUCGUCGGCGACGAGGAGGGCAGCGAGGAGAGGAUCAUGGUGCACGCCGAGAUGCUCAAGGAGCCGUGCAUGGCGGCCGUUCUGGAGAUGGCCGCGCAGCAGUUCGGCUAUGGCCAGCCAGGCGUGCUGAGGAUCCCAUCCGUCGUCGACCGGUUCCAACAGAUGGUCGGCGCCGCGUGCGAAGCUAGAUAG